Molecule: messenger RNA, 972 nt
Organism: Cyprinodon tularosa
Lineage: Eukaryota; Metazoa; Chordata; Actinopteri; Cyprinodontiformes; Cyprinodontidae
Product: adhesion G protein-coupled receptor F5-like
Exons: 8
Coding region: 139-972 (277 amino acids)
Source: RefSeq, a predicted model, not a curated record
AACUUUUCCAGGAAGAGCAAUCAAAGGCUUUAACUUGGCUCCGUAAAGGACAGCUGUGUGACUCUGGAGAAAAGCAGUAAAAUGAAAGUUCCUUCUUGACGAGAGCAGUUUGGAAGCCAGAAGUCGAGAAGAGUCAGGAUGGCCAUUCCAAAGGCAUUGCGGUUUGCUGUUUUGCUUCUGGUCAUAUGCUUCACUCUCGACCAACAAAGAAUCAGGCAGUCUAUGUCAACCUUCUUUGAGGAACUAAAGGAUACUACAUCAUCCAUGUUUCAUGUAAGAGAGAAAAGAGAAACUCUCACAAAUUUCACAGAGUAUGACUUUGAAGUUGUCAUAACUUACUCUGACCUUGAGAGUAUCCAAAUGUUUCUGAGCAAUAUGAGCUUUCCCAUACCGAUCAACAACACUGUGGAAAUCACCAGCAUUGAAACCACAACAGUGUGUUCACCAGGGAUGAAUGGGUACCAGUGCACAUGUGAGGAGAGCUUUGCCUGGUCUUUUAACAAUUGCAUUACCUACGGAGUCUGUGAUGCCAUACUUGGUAACACAUGUGGCUGCAUUAAUUCCCUACCUGCUGACGGUCAGUACUGUCAGUUAAACCGCAGCCAAACAGAUCCAGUGGAAAGCUAUGUGAACAUUGUUGUGGAAAUCCCAGCCUCUAGUUUUCCAUCAUAUGCACUCAGCUAUGUACGAAGCACUGUGCAAUCCAUCUCCCUCCCAAUAACCCUCUCACAGUCUCUUGAAGUGAAAGAGGUUUACUUAACAACACUCUGCAAUCCAUAUUCUGCUGAUGGUCACCAAUGUCAAUGUGAGACUGGCUUUAGUUGGCCAUGUGACAUGUGUAACAGCAGAAAUUCAUGCAGCAGUCAAUCCUGUACCUGUAUAUAUGGGCUUCCAUCUAAUGAUGAGUUCUGCCAGGCAAACACAAAUGAUACUACAUGCGAGCCAACACCUACAACUUCCACAGGUACUUAA